Messenger RNA from Salarias fasciatus (jewelled blenny), 1558 nucleotides. RefSeq names its product myg1 exonuclease (gene myg1). Gene Ontology annotation, cellular component: nucleus; cytoplasm. The record is from RefSeq and is a predicted model, not a curated record. The transcript is spliced from 7 exons. Bases 50 to 1252 code for a protein of 400 amino acids. Lineage: Eukaryota; Metazoa; Chordata; Actinopteri; Blenniiformes; Blenniidae.
CCUCCGCCACCACACUGGCACGUUUCUGUUUUUGGAGCAUUCAGUUUGAAUGUGGUUUCGUGCGUUUUUGAGUGCUUCCAAAUCCACAAAAGUCAUUUUCGCGAUAGCUGGAAGUAAACCUAAAGUUAUUUCACAACGGUUCGAUUUACGGAGUCGCGACAGUCGCUUCCUUUCUGCACACUGUAGUCGCGCGUUUUCACGAUACAUGUCCAGUGAGGCAAAGAGGAUCUGCUCUGAAAACAUGACUGGUAAAAAGAUCGGGACCCAUAACGGUACAUUUCACUGCGAUGAAGUUCUAGCCUGUUUCUUCCUCCGGCAGCUGCCUGAGUACAAGGAUGCAGAGAUCGUUCGAACCCGGGAGCCGGCACAACUGGCAGAAUGCGACAUUGUCGUGGAUGUUGGAGGAGAAUUUGACCCAAAGAGGCAUCGCUAUGACCAUCAUCAGAGGACUUUCUCUGAGACUUUCAACAGCCUCCAUCCAGAGAAGCCGUGGGUGACCAAGCUGAGCUCCGCCGGACUGAUCUACGUCCACUUUGGCCGUCGGCUCCUCGCCCAGCUGACCCAGCUCAAGGAGGACGACAGGCAGCUGGAGAUGCUGUAUGACAAGCUGUAUGAGCACUUUGUGGAGGAGGUGGAUGCUGUCGACAACGGCAUCUCACAGUAUGACGGGGAGGCCCGCUACGCCGUGUCUACCACGCUGAGCGCACGUGUCGGCCACCUGAAUCCUCGCUGGAACAGCAGCAGUCAAGACACUGAGGAGGCUUUCAAGAAGGCUCUGACGUUGGUCGGAGCGGAGUUCCUGGACCGUCUGGAUUUCUACAAGUCUUCAUGGCUGCCGGCUCGAGCGCUUGUGGAGGAAGCCGUGAAACAGAGACAUCAGAUCGAUCCCAGCGGGGAGGUGGUGCUGCUCUCUCAGGGCGGGUGUCCGUGGAAGGAGCACUUGUUCGCUCUGGAGAAGGAGUUCCAGGUGGAGACGCCCAUCAAGUUUGUCCUGUACGCAGACCAGAACGGACAGUGGAGGGUUCAGUGUGUCCCUGCUGGGCUCCACACCUUCCAGAACAGGCUGUCCCUGCUGGAAGAGUGGCGCGGCGUUCGAGAUGAGGCGCUGUCGCAGCUCAGCGGGAUUAAGGGCUGCGUCUUCGUCCACGCCGGAGGCUUUAUUGGCGGGAACAAGACCCAGGAAGGCGCCCUGGAGAUGGCCCGGAGGACCCUGCAGGCCGCCGGCCGGUCCCCAGCAAACGGAAGCAGUUGAGGGGUUGGAAAGGGCAAGCAAACAACACGUUUUGUUCUGUGUCGAGGGAGAGAAGCGAGGACUGAGAUGUUGGAUCGCUAUUAUGCCGGGUGCUAAUGUUCUGUUCUGCCGUGCGAGAGUUGGGGGAGGUAUGGAAAUGGCAGCCAAGUAAGAUCGGAUCAGCUCCUAAAUACCAAUAUGCCAACGCAGACUCCCUCCGGGUUUUCCUGUUGACUCACGUUCCUCGUCUCUCUACCUGCUCUUAUAAAUGUCUGUUUGGAUUUCCAUUUGCAAUAAAAGACUCAUUUGGAUCACAUCCUGAUCUUU